AUGAAAGACCUUGCGACGCCGAGCUUCUGGCGGCGCCUCGGGCGCUCCUUCCGCCACGAGGUCGAUGAGGACGAUGGCCAUGGCCGGCGCUCGAGCCUCUUCCGCCGGGAUCCCGCGCGUCGUAGCUUCCGCGGUCUCUUCAAGCGCAAGGACAUCGAGUACGAUGCAACGAUCGAUGGCGCAACCCACUCGACGCGCAAGUCGCUCCUCGAGCGCUGGCUGCGCGAAGACGACCCGUGGCGGCGCGAGUCGACGUGCCGCUUGUCGCCGGUCGAGCUGGAAAAGCCGGCGUGGAUAUCGCGCUGCAGCGCGGUCCAGGUCGUCAUGUGCAGCGAGCAACCAGUCAUGGACGGCGACGACGACGACAACGAUGAUGCGACGACACAGGCCUCGGACGAGUCGCCCGUCACGUCGCCCAAGCAAGCUGCGCGAUCCAAUAGCGCCGUGCUCUUCAAGCCCACGUCCAGCGAGUACGCAGCACCAUUGCGCCUCACAUCGGUGCCGGUGGCGAUCCCGCUCAUCUUUCGGAAGCGGGACCGCUUCUACGUCGGCGGGAAAAACAUCCCGUUCACGCGCCAAAACCAUCUGGACCGUCGCCAAAAGCACAUGCGCAAGGCCAUGGACGUCGUGUACGAAGACUGCUUGUACCUCGACUUUGCCCUCGACCCGACCGUGAAGAACCUCGUCGACUACUCACGCCUCCUCCAGCAUCAGCGGGCGCUGGCCCAGGCGUUCCUCCACGCCUCUUAAGUUAUUCCGUCGCUUGAUCGCAGCACGUUGUGGCAUGUGCCAAUCCC
Molecule: messenger RNA, 797 nt
Organism: Saprolegnia parasitica CBS 223.65
Lineage: Eukaryota; Oomycota; Saprolegniomycetes; Saprolegniales; Saprolegniaceae
Exons: 2
Coding region: 1-750 (249 amino acids)
Source: RefSeq, a predicted model, not a curated record